Messenger RNA from Myotis lucifugus (little brown bat), 654 nucleotides. RefSeq names its product myosin light chain 10 (gene MYL10). The transcript has 8 exons. NCBI's taxonomy places the organism in Eukaryota, Metazoa, Chordata, Mammalia, Chiroptera, Vespertilionidae. The record is from RefSeq and is a predicted model, not a curated record. The coding region runs from base 1 to 618 and encodes 205 amino acids. Gene Ontology annotation, molecular function: calcium ion binding. Gene Ontology annotation, cellular component: mitochondrion; cytoplasm.
AUGUUGGGAGAGAAGAAAGCUCUAAGUGGGUUUGGGACAGAGUCGGGGACCCAGGCUGGGCGCAGACCACCAGCCUUCCGGAGCCCGGGGGCCCAGGCACCGAGGAGAGCCCGAAAAAGAACAGAAGGCGGAGCCAGCUCCAAUGUCUUCUCCAUGUUUGAUCAGAACCAGAUCCAGGAGUUUAAAGAGGCCUUCACCAUCAUGGACCAGAACCGGGAUGGCUUCAUUGACAAGGAGGACCUGAGGGACACCUUUGCUGCCCUGGGCGUCUCCCUCUCCUCCCCAGGCCGCAUCAAUGUGAAGAAUGAGGAGCUGGAGGCCAUGGUGAAGGAGGCCCCUGGGCCCAUCAACUUCACGGUCUUCCUGACCAUGUUUGGGGAGAAGCUGAAGGGCACGGACCCAGAGGAGACCAUUCUCCAUGCCUUCAAGGUGUUCGACACUGAAGGGAAAGGUUUCAUCAAGGCGGAUUUCAUCAAAGAGAAGCUCAUGACGCAGGCAGACCGGUUCAGUGAGGAGGAGAUCAAGCAGAUGUUUGCAGCUUUCCCGCCAGAUGUGUGUGGCAACCUGGACUACAGGAACCUAUGCUAUGUCAUCACGCACGGCGAAGAGAAAGACUAGAAGGCGAUCGCGGACCUCCCCCAGAGUCAGAGGCUG